Penicillium lagena is the source of this 1101-nucleotide messenger RNA. RefSeq lists its product as uncharacterized. Bases 1 to 1101 code for a protein of 366 amino acids. NCBI's taxonomy places the organism in Eukaryota, Fungi, Ascomycota, Eurotiomycetes, Eurotiales, Aspergillaceae. Gene Ontology annotation, biological process: DNA repair; meiotic DNA recombinase assembly; reciprocal meiotic recombination. Gene Ontology annotation, molecular function: crossover junction DNA endonuclease activity; ATP binding; four-way junction DNA binding. Gene Ontology annotation, cellular component: Rad51B-Rad51C-Rad51D-XRCC2 complex; Rad51C-XRCC3 complex; replication fork. The transcript is spliced from 4 exons. The record is from RefSeq and is a predicted model, not a curated record.
AUGAGUUUUCUUGGUCUAGACAGCCAAAACACGCCACCCGUGGUCUCGAUCUCAGCGUCGCAGUCGCUGAAUGCAUCAGCUACAACCCCAGCUGCAAUCUCUACAGGUCUACCACGGCUAGACGAGGCGCUGAAUGACGCGACCGACGAGAAACGACCCGGUGGUAUCCUGCGCGGUCAAAUCACCGAGGUGUUUGGACCACCGGGUGUGGGGAAGACCUCCCUGGCUCUAAAUACGGCAUGCAAUGCCCUCCGCGAAGGUGGACGGGUUGUGUGGAUUGAUACGGGCUCUCCCUUGCCCAACCCCAGACUCAAGGGCCACUCUUUCGACAACGGAAACUUCAUCUACUUCCGCACCACGACACUCCCUCAUCUCUUAGCUCUUCUCCUCCGUCCGCCAAGGAGCUUCCCACCGGAUGGAACGGCCCUACUAGUCAUCGACUCCGUAUCGAGCCUGUUCUCGACCUACUUCCCCAACGCGGCGGAGCUGAAGGACAGACUGACGCAGGGGAAAAUCACCGACAAGGCACAGCUACAGUGGCUGCUGAAUCGGAAGUGGAAUGUGGCAUCGGAGCUGGCGACGCAUCUGGCGCGAAUCGCGUCCAGGAACAUCGCCGUGUUGGCUAUUAACCAGACGCACACGAAAAUCAAGGGCCAGCCGCGUGCGACGCUGCAUCCCGUUUUGGCUGGUGGUGCGUGGGAGAGUAAUGUGCAGGCACGGAUCAUGAUGUAUCGGGAUUUGCCGAAUUGUAGACUGGCGGAAAUGACCAAGCGAGCGGGUAGGACUUUGUUGAUGCGGUCGGCCGAGUGGAUUGUUCCGUUUCGGAUAGAAGCGGUAUGUUGUUGUUCCUCUCUGGCGGGUCCCUGCUUGUUUCUGACACGCGGACAGAACGGUCUUCGCGAAGUUGAUGAGGAGUCGGAGCCUGGUUUAAAUGCAGUGGAAAAACCAUCGCAUCCUGCCGAACCAGUUGACAUCUCCAGUGCAGCGAGUCGAAAACGCAAGGUCGAUGAGGUGGCCGACAGCCAGGACGAGGACGACGAGGACGACUCGGAGGGAGGGUAUGAAUGGAUGGACGAGGCCUUACUCGGCGAGAACGCCUGA